UUUUCCACACACACUUCCUUCCGAAUUUCAAAAUGGCGCAACAACCGAAAAUGUUCGCACUUUUAUUUAGUUUGUUUGUUCUUUUCACAAAAAUUCUAGCAGCACCCGAGUCUAAAGGGACGUAUUUAAGAAGAGAGCAUUCACUAAUGAGACCUUAUCAAGGAAGUGGCAUGACAAUCCCAAACUGGGAUUUUCAUGGAAGCACAUUUGUAUCUAGUAAUUACAUCAGACUUACACCAGAUCACCAGAGCAAACAAGGCUCUUUAUGGAAUAAUGUGCCUAACUAUUUAAAAGAGUGGGAAAUGGUACUGCAUUUUGCUGUCCAUGGCCAAGGCACCACUUUAUUUGGAGAUGGUUUCGCUUUUUGGUACACAAGGGAUAGAUCGCUAGAAGGUCCUGCGUUUGGGAGCUCAGCUAACUUCUAUGGCCUAGGAGUUUUCUUUGACACAUACAGCAAUCAUAAUGGAGAGCAUAGUCAUGAGCAUCCGUACAUCUCAGCAAUGGUUGGCAAUGGCACACUUCCUUAUGACCAUGAUAGAGAUGGCACCCACAGUCAAGUAGAGGGUUGUUCGGCCCAGUUCAGAGGUUUAACACAUGACACGUUUGCAUUAAUACGCUACUCCACAUCUCAAGAACGAUUGACAUUGCUGGUGGAUGUUGAUGGCAAGAAUGAGUGGAGGGAGUGCUUUGAUGUUGGUGGUGUCAAGUUACCAACUGGCUUGUACUGGGGGGUGUCAGCCGCCACAGGCCAGCUUGCAGAUAAUCAUGACAUCAUCUCCAUGAAGCUCUAUGAGGUUGAUAUACCAGAGGUUGUGCGCACUACAGAAACCAAUGGAAAACAAAUUGACUACACCCAGAUAGUUCCUCAUGCUGAUGGGGCAGAGAGUUACAGGGAUCAUGUUGAUGAUGUGAAGGGCAGCUUCUCUCCCCAUGUUGCCCGUAUUUUCACCUGGGUCUUCUGGAUUGCUCUUAUUGCUUGUGUCUGUAUUGGUAUUGCCAUUUUCAUGUACCACAAGCAGCAAGAGGAUUCCAGGAAAAGGUUUUAUUGAUGUCCUGCAAAUCUAGAUGAGCUUAAAACAAUUGCAAUUUCUGACAAUUCAGUGAGAUGAUUUGAAGAAUCAACUUGUACAGACUAAAACCCUGUGCCAACAAUGCCAUCACCAGCACCUUCUAAUAAUCCUCCUAGAUGUGCAAACAGGGCUAGGAAUACAAAUGCUUUUAAUACAGAGCUUGAUGGCACAGAGACAAUAAGAGCAUGGUGAGCCAGGCUAGGUAAAGUGGAUGGUAGAUAGAACAGCACAGUGGAGGGAAAAGCUAGAGAAAAGAGUGUAGUUCCCUUUACACUAAUACACAUGGCAUACAUACUUCAGUUCACUAUCAUACUUUCAUCUUUCAUCAGAUCCUUUUCGCUGUUGUAUUUGGGAUGUGCCAGGUUUAUAUUUAUUUUGCUUAUCCUCAUUAUGCUCUCUGAGACUUGGCAAUUCCACUGCUAAAGAAUCUGAUCAGAAGGAUGCUCCAGUAGAGGUACCAAGCCCAUCGGGUCUGCUAACAGAUAGCUCUAAGGGAUUUUUGGUGUAGUUUGAUCAUCACUAAAUUUGCUGAUGAAAACUGAAAAAUUGGAGUAUAAUGUUAUUUCGAAAAUGUAUAUUAAUGAAAGUAAUCAAUUAUGAGAAUGCUGGCUCAGCUUUAAUUUGGAAUUUGCACAGAUGCAUAACAUUUCUUUAAUCGUUUUUUUUUCUUUCGUUUUCAGCUUUGUCGUUUUUUCGUUAAAUAAGGUAGUUUGCUUUUUCAAUUAUUACGUUCAUUAUAUUUCCGGUAAUUCACAAAACGCUUAGUGUAAAUCAUUUUAAUUGUAAAAUUAAUAUUUGCUUUUAAACAGCUGUUCCUAUUGUUUGCUAAUCGCUAAUUCCGAUUAAAAGAAUGCAAGAAAAACAAAAA
Nematostella vectensis (starlet sea anemone) is the source of this 1938-nucleotide messenger RNA. Its product is annotated as vesicular integral-membrane protein VIP36. The record is from RefSeq and is a predicted model, not a curated record. Gene Ontology annotation, molecular function: D-mannose binding. Gene Ontology annotation, biological process: Golgi organization; endoplasmic reticulum to Golgi vesicle-mediated transport; endoplasmic reticulum organization. The transcript has 9 exons. Gene Ontology annotation, cellular component: COPII-coated ER to Golgi transport vesicle; Golgi membrane; endoplasmic reticulum membrane. The coding region runs from base 33 to 1049 and encodes 338 amino acids. Lineage: Eukaryota; Metazoa; Cnidaria; Anthozoa; Actiniaria; Edwardsiidae.